This is a messenger RNA of Psammomys obesus (fat sand rat), 4964 nucleotides long. RefSeq names its product torsin-1A-interacting protein 2-like. The transcript is spliced from 5 exons. The record is from RefSeq and is a predicted model, not a curated record. Gene Ontology annotation, biological process: endoplasmic reticulum organization; membrane organization. The coding region runs from base 221 to 1624 and encodes 467 amino acids. Gene Ontology annotation, cellular component: membrane; endoplasmic reticulum. Gene Ontology annotation, molecular function: ATPase activator activity. Lineage: Eukaryota; Metazoa; Chordata; Mammalia; Rodentia; Muridae.
CAACAAGUCCAGACUAGAGGCCUGGCUUUCCUUAAGACGCUGGAAUUUGAAGGAGCUAGUCUGUGAUCUGUGCUGCUAUCAUUGUAUACAGUCCUUGCUUCUUGCUUCCCUGGGAAGCAUGCGUCUAUUGGAACUUGGGACAGGAAGAAAACAAGAUAUCUCCACUACAAAACCCAGACACUAAAAGAGGCCCCAAGCUCUGAAGAACCAGGACACAAACAUGAGCGACAGUGGCUGCAGCGAUCCUGUGGCAGACUCUGAAAAGGAUUUGGAAAGUGAUCCCUCAGUCAACUCUCAAGCACAGGACACCAUAGUCACACCAAAUAGCACUGAAGAAGCCCAGAUUCCACAUCCUACAUCUGAUCUUAAGAAAGACCAUCAUGAGGAAGGUGCCAAAAGUCAAGAACAUAAAGACACAGGAGACAAACUGGAAAGUUCAGAGGAAACAGCUUUAGAAAACUCUGCUUUAUUGGAUAAAGCAGAACCCGAGAGCAGCCCGAGUUCUCAGGACACUGGGCAGGGGCAUCAGCCCCCCUCGGAGCCUCUGGGUGGAGAGGAUCUGGGUGCUAACUGCUCUCACAGUGGCGAGGGAGGAGUUGCAGAUGCACACCUGGGGAGCAGCUCCGGGGAGCCCCCAGACGGAGCAGGCGACAGAUGUGAAGCUGCUCAGGAGCCACCUGCUACAGACUCCCCCGAUGCCCAGAGUCCUGCUUCCAGCGCAGAAGCGGGGAGCCAGGGUUCACUGAGGAGGCGACUGCCUGCGCCAGAGGCCGGAAGUCAGGAAGAAGAGGUGCAGUUAGUGAAGAAGGAAGAGCUUGCUCAGGAUAUGUUGAGAAAGACUGAUAAAAAGAGCCUCUGGACCUAUGGUUCUUUGUUUCUUGGCUUCCUAAUUGUGGCUAUUGCACUGAAGUCCGUCAAUAGCUACUAUUCCACCCCAGCCCAGCAAGUGCCCCAGAACCCAGCUCUGGAGGCCUUCCUGGCUCAGUUUAGCCAACUGAAGGAUAAAUUUCCAGGUCAGAGUUCCUUCCUGUGGCAGCGGGGACGAAAGUUUCUCCAGAAGCACCUCAAUGUUUCAAACCCCACCGAACCAGCCACCAUCAUCUUCACAGCCGCUCAAGAGGGAAGGGAGACCCUCAAGUGCCUGAGCCACCACGUUGCCAACGCCUACACCUCCUCCCAGAAGGUGUCUGCCGUCUCCAUAGAUGGAGCCGAGAGAGCCCUGCAGGACAGCGACACAGUCAAGCUGCUGGUUGACGUGGAGCUCAGCCACGGGUUUGAGAACGGCCAUAAGGCCGCCGUCGUCCACCACUUCGAGUCCCUCCCCGCAGGCUCCACCCUCAUCUUCUACAAGUAUUGUGACCACGAGAACGCUGCCUUCAAGGAUGUGGCCCUCGUCCUGACGGUCCUGCUGGAGGAGGAAAGCUUAGAAGCAAGCGUAGGCCCCCGGGAAACGGAAGAAAAAGUGAGGGAUUUACUCUGGGCCAAGUUCACCAACUCUGAAACCCCCAGCUCCUUCAGCCACAUGGACUCCGACAAACUGAGUGGGCUGUGGAGCCGCAUCUCCCACCUGGUGCUGCCCGUGCAGCCCGUCAAGCACAUCGAAGAGCAAGGCUGCCUUUUGUGAGGCUUGGACAGAGGCGGCGUGGAAGGGCCCGGGGCUGAGGGCCCUGCUCCACUUGGGGGAGGUGGUUGGCACAUGACCUUAUUUUAGAAAAGAAGCAUGCUUUCCCCCCCUUUUAUAAAAACUUUCUAGUCUGAACUUUGAUAAAGCUAAUAAUGGGCCUGAUGCUUUUCUUUGGCCUUUAAAGCAAAUCAGGUUUGACACAGCAUGACACAUAAAACUGAGGGUUUGCGUAAAUGUCCGUGACAUCGGCAGAAUCACUGCACAGGAAGAGCUGAUUCUCAGAGGACCCGCAGCCUGACUGCUGCCUUGCAGGGACUCUCAACUUGGGCAGUGUUUGGUCUCGGACUAAUUGUAAUUUGAAUGAUUUUUAGAGAACUCUUCUACCACGUAAUAAGUGUUUUUUAAAGACUCACUUUAAUAAUGGAGUUCUGGGAUUAUAUCUACACAGAUUUGCACUUUGAGUAGAUGAAGGCAGGAAAGCAGAAUUGAACCCUCCAAAUCCUAAGAGCCUGGGUGUGCAUGCUCUUAUUCCGUUAAUGAGCUGAGGUGAGAAUAGCUGUGUUCAAACCAUGUCCCCAAGUAUUGGAAUCAGUGGAGAAGUUGUUAGUACUCUUGGACGUGAAAAAAAUCCCAAUUGGCUGUAUCAUUUCUCUUUGCCUACCAGCAUCCCCUCCUUCGUAUUGAGAGCAUUUCUGCUCUUCGUGCUGGUAUUUGGGGUUCUCGGGUAAGAGACCAGGGGAACUGAAUUUCAUUGAGAAGGAAGUUUGGUAACCAUUAAUGAAGUGAAAGCACAUUCUAGAGGAUAGGAACUCAGGAAGAAGUGAAAGUGAUAGCGCAUAGUAGGAAUAAGGUCUGUUGUACAGGGUGAUAAAGACCUACAGAUGAGCUGCUGCUGCAGGGUGUCGAGGCAUGGCCUCACCUGUCUGUUUAUUUCUGUUGCUCUUUUCUGCCUCCCUGGCUGGAUUCACAAUAGUCUGUCAGGAGAGUUUGAGUGCUGUUUCAGAAGAGACUUGAGUAAGAGCCUGGGGUACCGUUACCAAAUGGGAUGUUGUGUUCGUUUCUUGACAGCUAGUUAAAACUGCCACCAGGGAAGGAAUUGGAGAAAUGCAAGAGGGUGUUCUAAAUAGGGAAGAGAAAGGAUUCAAUGCCACGUCCCAAGGUUCUAGACUGGGGCCAGUAGAUACUGAUCAGCACAUGAGCUCUGAAAGUAAAACUCUAGAAAAAUGACCUUGAUCCACAAAAGGUCUGUUCCAUUACACGGAAUAGCACUGGAAUUUUGCACUAAAUUUAGGCUCGUCUGCUGCUAGGAGAUGAUGUAUAUAGUUAAGAAGUUAAGUAGCCUGAGUCUGGAGGGAUUUUAGGAAACACUAAGGAGAUUUCUGUUGCUAGUUUAAGGACCACCAAGACAUGGGUGAGGGGUGAUCUGAGAGUAGCUGCCAUGGAAAGAACAGAUUGGCUUUGGCCAGAGCCUUUGGAGCUCAGUUAAGCAUGGAGGCACACAUGAAGAAACUGUGUAUUUGGGAUUUGGAAGGAAUCUUGCAGUAGGGUUGAGAAAAGACCCUAAACACGAAGUGAACCAAGUUUGAAUGUCAACCCAAUGUAAAACACAGGGACUGAAGAGAAAUCUCUUUGCCAUAUUUGAUUUUUUUUUUUUCUGUAUUUCUAGUAUUUCUGUAUUUGAUUUGAAUGCUAGUGGCUUCUCACAUAGCCCUGGUUGUUCUGGUCCUCACUCUGUAGCGUGGGCUGAUGUUGAACUUACAGCAACUUCUCCUACCUCAGUCUCCUGAGCGCUGGGGUUAUAGGAGUACACCAUCAUAUCCAGCUUGAAUUUCAGGGUUUACCUACUAGCAUCACAUCACGUAAAACCAAGGGUGCCUUACAGAACUGUUAUGUUGGCCUUUGACCUGUGCUACCUCAGACUACAGAGGAACUGGUCUAAAGUAUUUGUACACAGUCCAUGUCAGUGGCUCAUAUUACAGGAGAAAUAAGGAAUUAUUUUUUUCAUCCAGUUGAAUAGAGUUUUACAUAAUUUGCUGUCAACAUAAAUUUAGGAUAUAAUAAAUUUUAGAAAUUUAUUUUCAAUUUUUUGCUGUUUACUUUGUUAAAAUGCACUUUCCUUCUAUACUGAGUUCAAUCAACUGAGACUAGUUUUCUAUCCACUAUUUCAAAGCUCUUUAUUAAAAAAAAAAUUUUAUUUUUUUUUUAUUUUAUUUUAUUUUUUUCAGUUCUAGGGAUUAAACCCAGGGCCUUGACAUUCAAAGAAAAGUGCCCUACCACUAAGCUACAUCCCAGACUUCUUAAAAAUCAUUUUGAAAAGAAGCCGUAUAUUAGUUUGGGAUCAGAAGAAAUGAUUUUCUGUUUUUGAUACAGAGUCUUUUCCUAGCCAAACUAGGGAUUCUCGGGCCUUAGACUUUUACAUUAUAGGGAUUAAAGGAAUGUGCCACCACACCUGCUUAAUGUAAUUACUUCUUAGAAACAAAAUUAUAUUUUAAAAUAUACACAUAAUUAAAAUCUGUUAUCUGGUCAUUGUCUCCUAGACCACUGUGGUCACAUUUUUUUAGUUUUUCAACCUCUUAUGUAUGUAGUAAUUCUUUAUUUGUGAUAAUUUGCUUGUUUUGCUUUUGUUUUUAUUUUUAGUUUUUUGUUUGUUUGUUUGUUUGUUUGUUUGUUUGUUUUUAAUGGGAAUUCCUUCUUGAGUAAUAUGAAGUCCCAGAAGCAAGCAGGGGAAAUAGAAACUGUCUUUGGACUUCGGUUUUUUUCUUUCAGGUAAAAUUUAGAUUUUUUUUUUUUUUUUUUUUUUUUUUUUUUUUUUUUUAGUUAGCUCUUAGAGAUCAUCAGAGAAGUUCUAGAGAGUUCUUGGCACUGAACUAAUUUUAAUAAAUUUCACCUAGAAGCUCUCAGGCUUGGGGUAGUGAGGCCCAGUGUCCUUCCCGUCAGCUUAUGGCCUGCCCUAACAGUGCUGGCUGAUGGUACAGCUUUGUCUCACAGCCUCUGGCUUCAACUCCACUUGUUAAAGACAGAGCAUUGUGAGCAUUGAUGUUCGGGAAUGACAGACGGGUGCAGCCUGUGAACAUGAGAGCAGCACAGCAAAUUGAUUUUCACCAACCAAGAUUUCUCAAUCCCACGGAAUUUUGCCUUUAUGUAUUUACAGAUUUAAUGCCUUUGACAUUGUCAGAUUUACUCAAGUCACCAUGAUUGCCUUUUGCAUUUGUUUUCAUAUCAGUGAUGUUGAAUGUGCCUUAUUCAAAUCAGUGGUCCAGUUAAUAUGCAAAUAAAUCUUAAAUUUUUUCAAGUUGACUUAUCUUUGACAAAAAUCUCCAAAAUAAAGAGUUUACACAAA